Ipomoea nil (Japanese morning glory) is the source of this 3182-nucleotide messenger RNA. RefSeq names its product pentatricopeptide repeat-containing protein At3g63370, chloroplastic. Gene Ontology annotation, biological process: RNA modification. Lineage: Eukaryota; Viridiplantae; Streptophyta; Magnoliopsida; Solanales; Convolvulaceae. Gene Ontology annotation, molecular function: RNA binding; protein binding; zinc ion binding. The transcript has a single exon. Bases 190 to 3060 code for a protein of 956 amino acids. The record is from RefSeq and is a predicted model, not a curated record.
AUUGGUUCCCUUGUUACACUCUAAAUUGUUCUUAUUCUCCCUGUUUAUUAUGCUACAUUUUCAUUCAGUAAAUUUGGUUAAAGACUUACCUACAAAUUAAACUACUCCGUAUUUAUAAGCUCGCGGUUAGCUGAUCAGUGGCGAGAAAACUAAUCCAUGCAAAAGCUGUGCUAAUUCAAUCCGUGAGAGAUGGCUACGCUAAUCCAUAGCUUACCUUUGGUCUCCCCGUUAGCCUCAAUAUCAAACCCAAAAUCGGCAAAAUCCCAGAAUUUUCAACCUCUUAGGGUGGCCAAAACCGUUGUAACACCCACCAUAGCUCCUUCCCUUAAAGCAGCUUGCGGGAAAGGAAACUUGAGAGAAGCGUUUGCAUUGCUCGGGGAUAUACUUUCCCAGGGAAACCCAUCUCAAACAUGCUUAGACGAAGCUUACGCAUUGCUGAUUGAAGCUUGUGCUGCACAGAGGGCAUUGUCAUGUGGCCAACAGAUUCAUGCCCGUGUUGUGAAGUUAAACUGGGUGAACGAUGUAGUAUUCUUGAACACUAAGCUCGUGUUUAUGUAUGGGAAGUGUGGGUCGUCACUGGACGCAGGGAAGGUGUUUGAUGGAAUGCCUGAGAAAACUAUUUUCACCUGGAAUGCUAUGAUUGGAGCUAAUGUGAACGAUGAGGAACCUUUGAGAGCAAUCAAGUUGUACGAGGAAAUGAGGGGUUUAGGAGUUCCCCUUGAUGCACAUAGUUUUCCAUCAGUAUUAAAGGCAUGCAGUGAAGUCGGGGAUUUAACUCGUGGGAGUGAGAUUCAUGGAUUGGCUAUAAAAUUGGGCUUUCUGUCUAAUAUUUUCAUUGCAAACUCUCUUGUGGAUAUGUACGCCAAGUGCAAUGAUCUCAAUUCAGCAAGGCUCUUUUUUGACAGAAUGAGUGAAAGAGAAGAUGCUGUUUCCUGGAAUUCUAUAAUUUCAGCUUAUUCCACAAAUGGGAUGAUGGAGGAAGCUUUGAGUCUUUUCAUAGAAAUGCUCAAUACCGGUUUGAAACCCACUACUUAUACUCUCGUGGCUGCUUUUCAGGCCUGUCAGGAGCCAUCCUUUGGAAACUUUGGUACUGAGGUUCAUGCUCUUGUUAUAAAAUAUGGCCAUUGUCUUGACACAUACGUUGCAAAUGCUCUGGUAGUUAUGUAUACAAGGAACAAUAAAAUGUAUGAAGCUGAAAAACUUUUUACUGCUGUUAACGAGAAAGACAACAUUUGUUGGAAUUCCAUGAUAUCUGGUUAUGUUCAAAAUGGUCUUUUCAGUGAAGGUAUUAAUUUGUUUCGCAAGAUGAGGAGUGCAGGGAGGAAACCUGACAGUGUUUCACUUAUGAGUGUUCUCUCUGCAUCUGGAAGAUUGGGAAAUUUGUUACAUGGAAAGGAAAUUCAUGCAUAUACAAUGAAGCAUGGUUUAGAUGGUGAGUUGCAAAUUGGAAACACCCUUGUAGAUAUGUAUGCAAAGUGUGGCAAGAUGGAUUACAUGGACUGUGUCUUCCACAGAAUACUCGAUAAAGAUUGUAUCUCUUGGACAACUGCCAUUGCUGCAUACUCUCAGAACAACUAUCACCAAAAGGCCUUGCAAUUGUUCCGGCAGGUUCAGUUGGAAGGAAUUAAUGUUGAUGCAUUGAUGAUUGGAAGCACCCUCCUUGCUUGUGGAGAGCUAAGGUGCAAUCUAUCAGCAAAACAAGUUCAUGGUUACGCGAUUAGAAGAGGGUUAUAUGAUAGUAUCACACAGAAAACUCUUAUCAGUGUUUAUGGGGAUUGUGGGAACUUGGAUUAUGCAAGGUCCAUUUUUGCGUCGAUUGAUGUUAAAGAUGUUGUGUCCUUGACGAGCAUGAUGUAUAGCUUUGUACACAAUGGUCUUGCGAAUGAGGCUUUCGACGUUGCACUUUAUAUGAAAGAAGUUGGCAUUGAACCAGACUACGUCGCAGUCCUGAGUAUGCUCUCUGCUGCUGCUAAUCUAUCUGCUUUAAGGAAAGGAAGGGAGAUUCAUGGAUACUCAAUUAGGAAAGGCUACAAUUUACAGGGCUCAAUCGCAAGCUCUCUUUUGGACAUGUAUGCCUGCUGUGGAACACUUGAGAACUCAUUCAAGAUCUUUUCUAGUGUAAACGAUGGAGAUCCUGUUCUAUGGACAAGCAUGAUCAACGCGUUUGGAAUGCAUGGAUGCGGUGAAGAAGCUGUCAAUUUAUUCCUCAGGAUGGAAGAGGAAAAUAUCGUUCCUGAUCAUAUCACCUUCUUGGUUCUUCUCCAUGCAUGCAGCCAUUCAGCCCUAGUAAAUGAUGGCAAAAGAUUUUUCGAGAUAAUGAAGAGCAAGUAUAAUUUGGAGCCUUGGCCAGAACACUACGCCUGUUUGGUCGAUUUGCUUGGCCGUGCAAAUCACUUGGAGGAAGCUUUUCGAGUCCUGAGAACAAUGAAAUCAGAACCCACAGCAGCUGUUUGGUGCGCUUUUCUCGGGGCAUGUCAUGUACAUUGUAACAAAGAAUUAGGAGAAAUUGCUGCAAAGAAACUUCUUGAAUUGGAGCCAGAGAAUCCUGGGAAUUAUGUGCUUGUAUCCAAUGUAUAUGCUGCUAGUGAUAGGUGGGAGGAUGCAGAAGAAGUGAGGUUAAUAAUGAAAGGGCAAGGGAUGAAGAAAGAGCCUGCAUGUAGUUGGACUGAGACAGGUAACAAGGUUCACACAUUUGUAGCCCAUGACAAGUCUCAUCCAAGGUGUGAUGAGAUUUACCAAAAACUAGCUUAUAUCACCAAGAAACUGGAGAUGGAGGGAGGCUAUGUGCCUCAAACCAAAUAUGUCCUGCAAAAUGUAGAAGAAGAUGAAAAGGUUAAGCUGCUUAAUGGACACAGUGAGAGGCUGGCCAUGUCAUAUGUUCUACUUGUUACAAAUGACACAACCCCAAUUCGCAUCAUGAAAAACCUUCGCGUCUGCACCGAUUGCCAUACCUUCAUCAAGCUAGCUUCAAAACUCCUCAAACGAGAAAUUAUCGUGAGAGAUGCCAAAAGAUUUCACCAUUUCAGGAAUGGGGUCUGUUCCUGUGGAGAUUUUUGGUGAAGAUCAAUUUUAGCAGUCUCCUAAUAAUCUCAACAGUCUUGAGUGGUACAAAUUUGAAGCUAGCCCAGUUCUUGUGCAAGCAUGAACAUCAAGUUUGUAAGAAGCUACAUUUGUUUAUUUAU